GGAAGAAAAAAAAGCCCACCCGGGUCUGCGAAGUCCUCUCUCGUCUUUGUAUGUGCCUUCUCAUUCUGCCGCCACUUCGCGCUAUAUUGUACGGCGGUGCUGUGACGUCAUCCGCAAGGUCACGUGUUACUGAGGAGUCGCCCCCUGCCGGCUGCCAGCAGAUAUCAGGCAAUACAUCAAACACGUGACCUCCACUUUGCAACGCUGUUUUAUGGCACUGACCCACAAUGCAACGCUUCUGUGGCCCACCUGCUGAACAGAAGCACGCACAUGAAAAUAAGAAUGUUGUGUGUUGUGUACAAGGUGGGAGGACGCUUCUUCUCAAUGGGCGAGGGGGCGUGGUGACGCAGUUGAGGGGGCGUGCCUCGCAUUGCGGACGCGGCGUUCAAUGACGAGGAAAACGUCGGUAUUUUUUUAGAAUGUCGGGUCCCUGAACGCAACGUCGCUUCUGACGUUCCGCCUGUGCGCGUGCACGCGUGUGGGUCUCCGGCGUGGGCGCAGCGGAGGUCUCUCCUAUAAAGGACGGAACCACCACCACCACCACCACCCUCAGCAUCAUCAGCAUCAUCACGCGGCAAACAUGUCCCGGACCGACGAGGUGCACCGAAUCACGGAGAACGUCUACAAGUCCAUCAUGGAACAAUUCAAUCCAUGUUUGAGGAACUUCGUGGCCAUGGGGAAAAGUUACGAGAAGGCGCUGACCAGUGUCACGCACGCCGCUAAGGGCUACUUCGACGCUCUGGUGCGGAUGGGCGAGAUGGCCAGCCAGAGUCAAGGCGCUAAGGAUCUGGAGGAAACAGCAUGGGAGGUUCUCUUCCAGAUGGCCGAAGUGCACCGGCGGAUCCAGAUGCAACUGGAAGAGAUGCUGAAGUCCUUCCACAACGAGCUGCUCACUGAGCUGGAGAAGAAGGUGGAGAUGGACGCUCGCUACCUCAACGCGGCGCUGAAGAAGUACCAGACGGAGCACAGGAGCAAAGGCGAGAGUUUGGAGAAGUGCCAGGCUGAGCUGAAGAAGCUGCGGCGUAAGAGUCAGAGCAGCAAGACGCCGUCCAAGUACGGCGAGAAGGAGAUGCAGUACGUGGAGGCCGUGAACGCCAAGCAGAGCGAGCUGGACAACUACGUGGCCGAAGGCUACAGGAGCGCCGUGUCGGAGGAGAGGAGGCGCUUCUGCUUCCUGGUGGACCGCCAGUGCGCCGCCGCCAAGAACAGCGGCAGCUUCCACGGCAAGGGGAGGGAGCUUCUGUCCCAAAGUCUUCCUAUCUGGCAACAAGCCUGCACCGACACCGCCCUCCAGUCCCUCCAGUCCCUCCAGUCCCUCCAGACCCUCCAGACCCUGCCCAUGUCCCCGGCGCUGAGGCUCAGCGGAGCCGUCGGGCCGCAGAGGCUGAUGGAAGGCGGCGCCGGGUCGUCGAACAGCACAGCUGGCGACUACCAGCAGUGGGCGGAGUCUAAAGUGUCGACGCCCCCGCAGGUCCAGAGACACGGGGCGGACGUGUACUCCAACACGCUGCCCGUCCGCAAGGCGGCGCCCGCCAAGAGCAAAGCCUCGCUAACGGAGACGCGCACGCUGCCGCGCUCCAGCUCCAUGGCGGCGGGCCUGGAGAGGAACGGGCGGCCGCGCGUGCAGGCCGUCUUCUGCCACGCGGCGGGCGACAACAGCACGCUGCUCAGCUUCAAGGAGGGCGACGUGGUCACGCUGCUGGUGCCCGAGGCUCGCGACGGCUGGCACUACGGCGAGAACGAGAAGACGCGCAUGCGGGGCUGGUUUCCUUUCUCCUACACCCGCCUGGUCUGCGAGGGCGACUUUCCUGCACGCAAGCUCCAGCACGCCAAGAGCAGCAGCACAGGAAACCUGCUGGAGAGGGAGGGCGACACACAGCCACGCCCCCAAGGCCUCAUGCCCGCCUUCUCGCAGCUCUUCAGAAAUCAAACUCAUUUCUACAGUCUGAGACUCCGCCUCUUCAAGCUUGACCCCGCCCACGCCUGCCAUGCUAUGAUGUCAUCAGAGGGCGACAUGAGUGAUGCUGACAACACAAUAGGAGACGUUUACUGUAUUCAUGUUCUUAUACUCAUGUAAUAUAUUAUUAUUAUUCAUGUUAUUAUACUCAUGUAAUAUAUUAUUAUUAUUCAUGUCAUUAUACUCAUGUAAUAUAUUAUUAUUAUUCAUGUCAUUAUACUCAUGUAAUAUAUUAUUAUU
This is a messenger RNA of Nerophis ophidion (straightnose pipefish), 2197 nucleotides long. RefSeq names its product BAR/IMD domain containing adaptor protein 2b (gene baiap2b). The transcript is spliced from 15 exons. Gene Ontology annotation, biological process: plasma membrane organization; actin filament bundle assembly; positive regulation of actin filament polymerization. Lineage: Eukaryota; Metazoa; Chordata; Actinopteri; Syngnathiformes; Syngnathidae. The coding region runs from base 581 to 2077 and encodes 498 amino acids. The record is from RefSeq and is a predicted model, not a curated record. Gene Ontology annotation, cellular component: cytosol; nucleoplasm. Gene Ontology annotation, molecular function: protein binding; cytoskeletal adaptor activity.